Pseudopodoces humilis (Tibetan ground-tit) is the source of this 1098-nucleotide messenger RNA. The record is from RefSeq and is a predicted model, not a curated record. Lineage: Eukaryota; Metazoa; Chordata; Aves; Passeriformes; Paridae.
AUGGCCGCGGUGUCGGUGUUCCCCGGCGUGCGGCUCCUCACGGUCGGGGACGCGAACGGGGAGAUCCAGCGGCACCAGGAGCAGCAGCCGCUCCGCCUCGAGGUCCGCACCGGCCCCGACAGCGCCGCCAUCGCCCUCUACGGCCACGAGGAUGUCUGCGUGUUCAAGUGCUCCGUGUCCCGGGAAACCGAGUGCAGCCGCGUGGGAAAACAAUCCUUCAUCAUCACCCUGGGCUGCAACAGCGUCCUGCUGCAAUUCGGGACCCCCAACGAUUUCUGCUCUUUUUACAACAUCCUGAAGAACUGCCGGGGUCACAACACGGAGCGCUCGGUGUUCAGCGAGCGCACGGAGGAAUCUUCGGCUGUGCAGUAUUUCCAGUUCUACGGGUACCUGUCUCAGCAGCAGAACAUGAUGCAGGAUUACGUGCGCACGGGGACGUACCAGCGAGCGAUCCUGCAGAACCACAGCGACUUCAAGGACAAGAUCGUUCUGGACGUUGGCUGCGGCUCCGGGAUCCUCUCGUUCUUCGCGGCUCAGGCCGGGGCGAGGAAAAUCUACGCGGUGGAGGCGAGCACCAUGGCCCAGCACGCCGAGGUGCUGGUGAAGAGCAACAACCUGAGCGAGCGGAUCGUGGUGAUCCCGGGCAAGGUGGAGGAGGUGACGCUGCCGGAGCAGGUGGAUAUCAUUAUCUCGGAGCCCAUGGGGUACAUGCUGUUCAACGAGCGAAUGCUCGAGAGUUACCUGCACGCCAAGAAAUACCUGAAACCCAGCGGGAACAUGUUCCCCACCAUCGGGGACGUGCACCUGGCGCCCUUCACGGACGAGCAGCUCUACAUGGAGCAGUUCACCAAGGCCAACUUCUGGUACCAGCCCUCCUUCCACGGGGUCGAUCUCUCGGCGCUGCGCGGCGCCGCCGUGGACGAAUAUUUCCGGCAGCCCGUGGUGGACACGUUCGACAUCCGGAUUCUGAUGGCCAAAUCCGUUAAAUACACCGUCAACUUCCUGGAGGCCAAGGAGGGCGACCUGCACAGGAUAGAAAUCCCCUUCAAAUUCCACAUGCUGCACUCGGGGCUGGUGCACGGCCUCGCCUUCUGGUUC